This is a messenger RNA of Poecilia latipinna (sailfin molly), 860 nucleotides long. RefSeq names its product polysaccharide biosynthesis domain containing 1 (gene pbdc1). Gene Ontology annotation, cellular component: cytoplasm. The record is from RefSeq and is a predicted model, not a curated record. Bases 138 to 638 code for a protein of 166 amino acids. The transcript is spliced from 6 exons. NCBI's taxonomy places the organism in Eukaryota, Metazoa, Chordata, Actinopteri, Cyprinodontiformes, Poeciliidae.
GUAGCAGCUUGAUGAAGACUGUUAUAACACCAAAAUAUUACGCUGUCCUAAUUUGAAGACUGUGUUUUACAACUCCGGUUUUAGCCCGACACAUAGUGAUACAUCUUGCCAUAUAGACUAUCUUUGUUUGGAAUAAGAUGGCGUCGCAUGAGGGACUAGCAGCUCUGGGGGUGGAGGGAGCUUCGGCGGCUGCACACGCUCUGUCUCUGCCGGCGGAAGCUUACGGAAAUGACCCCCGGCUUGAAGUCAUGUGGGCGAUGAAGGCCUACAACCACGCAGAGGUCUACUUCAAUCUCAUCUCAUCCGUCGAUCCCAAGUUCCUGAAGCUGACAAAGGUGGACGACCAGAUCUACUCGAGUUUCAGAGAAACCUUCAAAGACCUGGAUGUGAAGCGGCUGAAAGAGGAGGACCUGAAGUCAGACAAAGCCAAGCAGACCUGGCGCCCCUUCUGCAACCAGUUUGAGGGAAUCGUGGAGGACUUCAACUACGGCACCCUGCUGCGUCUGGACUGUGAGAAGGACUACAGCGAGGACAACACCAUAUUUGCCACCAGAGUCCAGUUCUUUGCUGUGGAGAUCGCCCGAAACAGAGAAGGCCACAACGACACAGUGUUCACAUCCAAACGGGCAAAAAGCUAACCUCCAGUUCAACCAGCAAACACCAGUAUGGACCCGUCUCACCCUCAUCAGAUGAACUGCAGGCACUGAGCAGACAUUGCAUGUUGUCAGUUUGCUCAACGCUGUUCACCAUCAAGCUUUUUUAUAUUUCCUCUUAAGAUUUAUCCAGCGCUCGCUUCAGAUAGAAUUGUGUGUAAAAAUAUAACGUUGGUGGUAAUUGGAAUAAAUAAGCAGUUUACCGCA